This is a messenger RNA of Camelina sativa (false flax), 424 nucleotides long. NCBI's taxonomy places the organism in Eukaryota, Viridiplantae, Streptophyta, Magnoliopsida, Brassicales, Brassicaceae. The record is from RefSeq and is a predicted model, not a curated record.
GUCAAGGAAGGCCACAAGAGCUUCCCGAGCGGACACACCUCCUGGUCCUUUGCGGGGCUCACCUUCCUCUCCCUCUACCUCUCUGGCAAAAUCAAGGCCUUCAACGGAGAAGGACACGUGGCUAAGCUCUGCCUCGUGAUCUUCCCUCUGCUCGCCGCUUGCCUUGUUGGGAUAUCUCGUGUGGAUGACUACUGGCACCACUGGCAAGACGUCUUCGCCGGAGCUCUCAUCGGAUCCCUUGUAGCCGCCUUCUGCUACCGUCAGUUCUACCCUAACCCUUACCAUGAAGAAGGAUGGGGUCCCUACGCAUAUUUCAAGGCAGCUCAAGAACGAGGAGUCCCUAUGACCUCCCAAAACGGAGAUGCCUUGAGGACAAUGUCUCUGCAGAUGGAUUCAACUUCUCUAGAAAACAUGGAAUCUGGCA